GCUGCUCUACACGACAGCGUGAACUUCACAACACACUCAUUCGCCUGGCUGCUCCUUGGCUUGAUCAGCUCACCCUUGCUGGCAGCAUGAGAGCAGUGUUGUGACUACGACUUGUUUGAGAAAUACUGCAACCUGGAGUAUCAUGCCUAGCAUUUGAAGUUCUGAAUUGCUUUGACGGAAUUAGAGAGCGCAAUGGGAAACACUAUGAAAACACCGAGAGCCUCCGCAGAAGGAGGAGAAGAAACAAAUGGGGCAAGCCAGACGGGUCAGGAGAGUGAUUUCCUUGCUGUCCUCUAUGACUAUCCCUCAGCAGACAUAAGCCAACCUAUAUUUCAUGUAGGAGAAAAACUACGUGUGCUAUCAGAUGAAGGAGGCUGGUGGAGAGUCCAUUCACUUACAACAGGACGAGAAAAUUAUAUUCCAGGGAAAUAUGUAGCAAAGGUUUAUCACGGCUGGCUAUUUGAAGGGCUGGGGAGAGAGAAAGCAGAGGAACUUCUACAGCUCCCCAACACCAAGGUCGGCUCCUUCAUGAUCAGAGAGAGUGAGACUAGGAAAGGAUUAUAUUCCUUGUCAGUGCGGCACAGGGAGGUGAAACAUUACAGGAUCUUCCGCCUUCCAAAUAACUGGUAUUACAUCUCUCCACGGCAAACCUUUCAGUGCCUUGAAGACCUUGUGAAUCACUACUCAGAAGUUGCUGAUGGUCUCUGCUGUGUCCUUACAACACCCUGCCUUACCCAGUGCACUAACAACCACAGCAUAAUGAAUCAAGUUCCUCCUGUGGUGAUGCGGAAUAAAAACUUCAACUGGAGAAGCAUUCACAGGAUGGAGAUGACUGGAGAUACGGAAGGCACACUGGCAGCAAUAGAUGACUCCUGUCUCAGCUAUGGCCUGAGGGAAAGCAUUGCUUCCUACCUUUCCUUGACAGGGGAUGACAGCUCUUCUUUUGUGAGUGCCAGAAAGAAGAAAGCACAGUCUCUUAUAUACACAGGGAGCAAGCAUAAGAGUACCCUUCACUUGCCACCUACAUAUUAUGAAGACUGACCCUGAGACAGCAAAGGGAAAAAUGGAAGCUGAGUGCUUAGAAAAAAUUACAGACCAUCCUGUGGUCCUGCAGUACUUCAACAGUUGAGAGACAAUGCACACCAGCUGGUGAUAAAACUCUGACUGUGCUUCUGCAUUUCCUCACCACAGACCUUUGUGAGGGUACUAUCUCAUGCCAUAUUCUGGAAUUGUGCUGUGUGCACCUGAAAUUAGAAACUGCUCACUAACAAGAUAAACUGAGGCACUCUAAGCCAAGAAUUAAGUGAGGCAGAGGAUUCUUCAGUAAGGAUGAUGCCCACCAUUAUACAAAGGUGACUGGAUAUGAAAAGACUAACUGCAGCUUGAGACUGUAAAUUAAAGUCUUAGUCUAGUACUCUCCACAAGGCUGAAAAUCAUGUUUACAGAAUCUGCCUACUCUGAGAGAAAGAGCCUUUUUUAUUCUCCGUACCUACUCGUCAUUACCGGUGAGUUGGAAAGCCUCCAAGAAAAUAUCAAGUAAUUGUCAUCCAAGAGACACCUCGUUAUAUUGACUGUACACAUUGUUAAUUCUACCUUCGGGGAAAAAAAAUAACGUCAUUGACUUUCCAAGAGGCUUUUAAUUCACUUGGGUGCAAUGGCCUGUAGUGUCACUGAAAGAUCACAAAACGAAGACCAGGCUUAACUCAAUGAGAAGUUCUUGCUAAGACCUGAUAUGGAAGAACAGGCAUAUCCAAAAGCAGAACCUAACUACUCUUAAUCCAGUGGAUAUUCAUCAGAGAACCAAGUGGAUGUUUUUUAAAAUGAAAAGUAAAAUAUUGUAAUAUAAUGCCUAACUGCAAAGGUAGGCUGGCAAAGGAGUGACCUUUGAGUAAAGGACAGAACUUUAACCUCAUCUCCUGAAGGCACACCAUAUUUAUGUAUAAUAUUUAUAUUAAUAUCAGCUUUUAAAUAAUUAAACUAAUAGAAAAAAUCAGAAACAGUGGAUUUUGAAAAGUUUUCUGAACGUCUUGUCUGAAGUAUUAUGUAAAAUUGCUUUACAAUUUCAUAAAGCAACUGGGUUGUUUUAAAUAUCACAGACUAGAGAAUUUUUCAAUGUGUAUGUACCCUUGCCAAAUUAAAAUGAAGCCUGAUAGUGACAGACCAAGGGGGAAUGGAUUUAAAAUAAAAGAUGGUAGAUUUAGUUUAGAUAUUAGGAAAAAAUUCUUUAUUCCGAGGAUGGUGAGGCACUGGCACAGGCUACCCAGAGAUGCUGUAGAUGCCCCAUUCCUGAAGGCACUCAGGGCCAGGUUGAGUGGGGCCUGGGCAGCCUGAGCUGGUGGAUGGCAAUCCUGCCUACAGCAGGGAGUUGGAACUGGGUGAUCUUUGAGGUCCCUUCCAACCUAAGCCACUCUAUGAUCCAAUCAGAUUACCUGGUCCUUGGAACUUGACUUGUGUUUACUGUGUAAAUUAUGUAGUCACAUCUGGGGACGUAAGAUGCUGCAAUUUAUGUACUUCAGUGGGCAUCUUUUCAAUCUAAUCCGCUGCUGUACUCUUUUUUCUUUGUUCUUUUUUUUGGAGGGGGUGUGAAGCGGGGUGCAGAUUUGAGUUUAGAGACAGAGGGAAUUGAAUGCAUUUCCUCUGUAAAUAUCUCUUGGAACAUAUACUAUAUCUACUACAGUCUAUAUCUACUAUACAUCUAUUAUAUCUAUAUGUACAUCUACUAUAUUAUAGUAGAUCAUUUGCACUAGAAAGAGAGCAAGAGAAAGUCAGAGAAAAAAAUAGCAUAAACAUACUUCAGAACUUUAAAGGUGAAUGUAGUUUGGCUGAUAAACCUUAAAUAAAAGCUUUGAACAAAAAGCAAAAUGAACUCAUGUACUUUAGAUGUUUAUAUAUUCUCAUCAUUACUGUUAGUAAUAUAGUGAUAUUAUUUUUUUAUUGUGUCAACUGUAUUGUAACCAGUGAAAUGUAUAUGGGGAGCAUUACAGAUUUCUAAGUUGUGACUCACAUUCAUUAAAAUAACACCCAGGAGU
Molecule: messenger RNA, 3029 nt
Organism: Tympanuchus pallidicinctus (lesser prairie-chicken)
Lineage: Eukaryota; Metazoa; Chordata; Aves; Galliformes; Phasianidae
Gene: SLA
Product: Src like adaptor
Exons: 8
Coding region: 193-1041 (282 amino acids)
Molecular function (GO): protein binding
Source: RefSeq, a predicted model, not a curated record